Corythoichthys intestinalis (scribbled pipefish) is the source of this 4271-nucleotide messenger RNA. It is a transcript of the gene chst10, whose product is annotated as carbohydrate sulfotransferase 10. Gene Ontology annotation, cellular component: membrane. The transcript has 5 exons. Gene Ontology annotation, molecular function: sulfotransferase activity. The coding region runs from base 444 to 1529 and encodes 361 amino acids. The record is from RefSeq and is a predicted model, not a curated record. NCBI's taxonomy places the organism in Eukaryota, Metazoa, Chordata, Actinopteri, Syngnathiformes, Syngnathidae. Gene Ontology annotation, biological process: proteoglycan biosynthetic process; carbohydrate biosynthetic process.
GGUUUGCUUGGCAACAUGAACCCGACAGUGCUGUUCAGCGGAUGGUCAGAUAUUUCUCCUCUUUCGGCUUGACAAAGCCAAGUGUGUGAUAGCUGUCACCGCGCCUUGGACAAAUAAAACUUGCCGUGGCGUAAAGCAUUCAUUUGAGGACAACCACUGACCUCAGCCCACGGUACCUUAUUAGUGGCUCCCCCCAAAUGUAAUGAACUACUGGGGCUAACUGCUAGGCUAGUAACUUGUUAGCUGUGGUCAUUUAUAGGACAUUGACUCUAAUGCAAACUAAUUGUUGUAGUUGUUUUUUUUACAUGUUGUUUAAGACGUAUCGUCUCAUCUGAGCAGGCGGCAUCAUUUGGCGCACAAGGCUAGCACGACACUAGCGUGAUUAGCUGUCACCAUUGUUGAGGGGGCCGCAGCCUCCGCCGCCGGCGGCGGCUGAUGCAGCGAUGCGGCACCGUUGGUUGUUCCUUGGAGCUUGCGGCUGGGUGCUGCUCAUCCUCGUUUUCGUCACCAAGAUCAUUAGCCACCGAGCCGUUGAUGAGUAUGAAGAGAGGCUUGGUGGUCAGAGCACGACUGUUAUGGGACACACAGCGAGGAAGCUUCCACUGCCCACUGCAGAAAUAACGGUUUCACAGCAACCAGACCAGUCCUCAGCUGCCCCUACAAUGGCUGAAUGGGACUCCGUUGUUGAAGAGCGACUCCAACUGCUUUCCACUGUAUGCAAGAACAGCACCCUCAGGAAUUUGACUCACAUCCCCAUCAGCAAGUUUGUCCUGGACCGCAUAUUUGUCUGUGAUAAGCACAACAUCUUGUUCUGCCAGACCCCUAAAGUGGGUAACACACAAUGGAAGAAGGUCCUAAUCACUCUCAACGGAGCCUUCUCCGGUGUGGAGGACAUCCCGGAGUAUCUUGUCCACGAUCACGAGAAGAACGGCCUGCCUCGCCUCUCGUCACUGACGCCACAAGAAAUUACACACAGGUUAAAGACUUACUUCAAGUUUUUCAUCGUGAGGGAUCCAUUCGAACGUCUGAUCUCUGCCUUCAGUGACAAGUUCAUAAAGAACCCCCGCUUCGAGCCUUGGUACCGGCAUGACAUCGCUCCGGCCAUCAUUCGCAAGUACCGCAAAAGGCAUCGUGACGGUGACGUUGCGGGGUCCGGCUUGCACUUUGAGGAUUUUGUCCGUUAUCUGGGGGAUGUCGACGGCCGGCGACGCAUGGAUCGCCAGUUCGGGGACCACAUCAUUCACUGGAUGACAUACACAGAGUUGUGCGCGCCUUGUGACAUCCCUUAUAAUGUCAUAGGCCACCAUGAGACACUAGAACAAGAUGCCGGCUACAUACUAAAGAGAGCGGGCAUUGAGCGCCUGGUGUCCUACCCAGCUAUCCCUCCUGGCAUCACAAGUUACAACAAGACCAAGAUCGAGCAGUACUUCUCAGGAAUUAGCAAACGGGACAUCAGGCGUCUGUACGCACGCUACCAGGGGGACUUUCAUUUAUUUGGAUACCCGACACCUUACUUCCUACUCACCUGAUGUGAAUUAUAGUGUUAAUUCAGAAUUAGUUCCAAGUCUUUGAGGCUGAUUGUGUGUCUCACAACUGGCUUAAUUUGUAUCUAACAAGUGCAGCAUCAGAAACUAAAUCUUUUAGUGUCAUAGAUGAAGAGCAGGCAAGCUGUGGCUCCAGAGCCUUGUGUGGCUUUUUUCACCAUUUUGCUGUGAAUUUAAAUUUGUUACUAGGUAACUAGGUAAAGUCCAUUUGGACUGGGAGAACUGGCCCUCCCAAUCCAAGUUAAUUGGAUGUCUAUUAUGUCACAGUCUAUGGGCAUAGUGAAUGAUCACAAAAAUCCCUCAAAUUAGAUUGUUGUAGUUGCAAUGGCAAGCUUGUUUCAGUACACGCAUGGAUCGCAAGAUCUUAGCAUACCUACAGUGUAUCACAAAAGUGAGUACACACCUCGCAUUUCUGCAGAUAUUUAAGUAUAUCUUCAUGGGACAACCCUGACAAAAUGACACUUUGACACAAUGAAAAGUAGUCUGUGUGCAGCUUAUAUCAUAAAGUUAAUUUAUUUUCCCCUCAAAAUAACUCAGAAUAUAACCAUUAACAUCUAAACCUCUGGCAACAAAAGUGAGUACACCCCUUAGAAACUACAUCCCUAGAUGUCCAAAUUGAGUACUGCUUGUCAUUUCCCCCUUUUUAUUUAUUUAUUUUUUUUUAUUUUUUUUAUUUUUUAAGUUUUUUCAGUUUUCCCAUUUUUUUAGUGCAGCUCUCACACUUCCUCAUACUGGUCACUGAAAGUUCCAACAUGGCACCACAUGUCAAAGAACUCUCUAAGGAUCUUAAAAGACGUAUUGUUGCGCUGCAUGAAGAUGGCCAAGGCUACAAGAAGGUUGCCAACACCCUGAAACUGAGCUGUAGCACAGUGGCUAAGAUCAUCCAGCGUUUUAAAAGAGCAGGGUCCACUCAGAACAGGCCUCGGGUUGGUCGUCCAAAGAAGCUGAGUGCAUGUGCUGAGCGUCACAUCCAAAUGCUUUCUUUGAAAAAUCGUCGCAGGAGUGCUGUCGCAUUGCUGCAGAGAUUGAAGAGGUGGGGGGGUCACUAUUACUGCUCAGACCAUACACUGCACUCUACAUCAAAUUGUUGUGCAUGGCUGUCACCCCAGGAGGAAGCCUCUUCUGAAGACAGUACACAAGAAAGCCAGCAAACAGUUUGCUGAAGACAUGUCAACAAAGGACAUGGAUUACUGGAAUCAUGUCCUAUGGUCUGAUGAGACGAAGAUUAAUUUGUUUGGUUCCGUUGGUCUCAAGCAUGUGUGGCGGCGACCAGGUGAAGAGUACAAAGAUAAGUGUGUCAUGCCUACAGUCAAGCAUGGUGGUGGGAAUUUCAUGGUCUGGGGCUGCAUGAGUGCUGCAGGUGUUAGUUAGUUACAUUCCAUUGAGGGAAACAUGAACUCCAAUGUGUACUGUGAAAUACUGCAGCAGAGCAUGAUCCCCUCCCUCCAGAAACUGGGUCGCAGGGCAAUGUUCCAGCAUGACAAUCACCCCAAACACACCUCCAAGAUGACCACUUCUUUAUUGAAGAGGCUGAGGGUAAAGGUGAUGGACUGGCCAAGCAUGUCUCCAGACUUGAACCCAAUAGAACAUCUUUGGGGGAUCGUCAAGCGGAAGUUGGAGGUGCGCAAAGUCUCAAAUAUCCGGCAGCUCCGCAACAUCGUUAUGGAGGAGUGGAAGAGCAUUCCAGUGGCAACCUGUGAGGCUCUGGUCAACUCCAUGCCCAGGAGAGUAAAGGCAGUUCUGGAUAAUAGCAGUGGCCACACAAAAUAUUGACAGUUGACAUGUUGUAUGUUAAUAUUAACAACUUUCACUAAGGGCGUACUCACUUUUGUUGCCAGGGGUUUAGAUAUUAAUGGCUAUAUUUUGAGGGGAAAAUAAAUUAACUCUACUGUAUUAUAUAAGUUGCACACAGACUACUUUUCAUUGUGUCAAAGUGUCAUUUUGUCAGUGUUGUCCCAUGAAAAGAUAUACUUAAAUAUCUGCAGAAAUGCAAGGGGUGUACUCACUUUUGUGAUACAUUGUAUAUCCAAGUGAUCUUUCUUUUAAUUCUUAAAUAGAUUGUAUCAAUUUUUGAAUACUGCAGAUGAUACGGUUGAAUGGUAAUAAAGUAAAUAGGCCAAGAGUCUUUUAUGAUUCCUUCAGUUCUGAUGCAUUCUGACUUUGCAAUGUUACAUCUCCAUGAUGGAAUUUUUGUAGCACUCUUAUGAGUUUUAGAGGGAUACGUUAACACGCAGUAUUAGGAUAAUUUUGUGUAGUUUUGUGCUGUGGAAAAAUGAACACAACCAGCUUGUCCCUUCGGUUGUGUGUAGGGCUGGGCAAAUUUUACGAUCGAAGUAGAUCUUGGUGAUCCAAAAGUGAGCUGUAAAGCUAAAGACACAUAGCAAAGACAUUUACUCAUAUUAUGCCAAAAAUACAAAAUACUGUUCAUUUUUGAUUGCCUGGUAGCUUAAUGCUAGCAUACAAGGGAAUUCCCCUUACUUGUAAAAAUAUGCAUCGCAUUUGCAAUGGAUAUUCACACAUGAAUGUCUCUGUAGCUUCCAUUGACCAGAAAUACAAUGACUCUCACAGGCAUAUUCUCUUUGUACACUCUCAAAAACAAACUUAUGUAAACAAAGUAUUUUUGCAAAAUGCAGAGUAUUAAGUUCAGAUGUGAUUGUUUUACUCUCCGAGUUUUUAAUAUUUUCAUUGCAGAUUCUUAUAAACUAUGGAAAAAAGUAAUAAAUAAUC